Molecule: messenger RNA, 642 nt
Organism: Ostrinia furnacalis (Asian corn borer)
Lineage: Eukaryota; Metazoa; Arthropoda; Insecta; Lepidoptera; Crambidae
Exons: 4
Coding region: 111-599 (162 amino acids)
Source: RefSeq, a predicted model, not a curated record
AAUAUAAAUCAUAAUAUAGAUCAUUCAGUUAAAAUUGAAAAUCAGGAUAACCUGCAGCAGCAGUAAACCCUGUUGACUAAUGGAAUGCUGAGUGUCCAGGGUUCGUCACAAUGCCCUGCAAGUGCUCUGGGGUUCGAUAUGACAAAUGCAAGUGCAGGUUUCUGGGUACGGGUUUCCAGAUGCCCAAUGGUGCCAACAGCAGGGUGAUGAUACUCGCACAGAAGGAGAGCUCAUGCUGCAUCCACUCUUCGAGGCCGAAACGCAACAUUUUCAUUAGAGUCUUUGAGUGCGUGUAUGAGAGGUGCGCUGGUUAUAACUUGAGAUACUGCCCAAUCCGUGGGUUCCGCAUGAAGAACUGCAUGAACGAGGCUCUGAGGGAUCUCCUGGUGCUGAUGUGCUUCAUGCUGGCCAACUUCGUGGUGUUCCUGACGAUCUUCGCGCGGAUGACCAUGCACAUGUCAGCGGUGCUCGUGCAAUCGGCCAGGUGGGUCAGGAGAUUCCUACUCGUGAAAAUGGUGGAGAACAAGAACGAUAUAUUACUAUCCAGCGUGGGUACUCAGCAAGUUCACAGUUUCACACCACCCAACAAAGUGUUCUAAAUUAUCUGCCUUUUGUCAUUUUUAUUCUUUAUACGAAUAAGGG